Molecule: messenger RNA, 1426 nt
Organism: Ilyonectria robusta
Lineage: Eukaryota; Fungi; Ascomycota; Sordariomycetes; Hypocreales; Nectriaceae
Product: Alpha/Beta hydrolase protein
Exons: 1
Coding region: 202-1356 (384 amino acids)
Source: RefSeq, a predicted model, not a curated record
GCCAUCCCGUACCGCGGAGCGCCAUGGGAUGUGAACCAAAACCAACCAGCGUAUUCGGGUUUUUUUCUUUCUUUUUUUAAAUAGCAUCGUCGCUUCGCAUGAUAGAAUUUGCAGAUCACAAUUCUUUCAAUCGAAUAACCAUUGACAAGAUCAGACCACAACUUCAUCAUCACUUUCGCAUUCUACAGCCCAGCAGCAACAAUGUCUGUGUCUCCAGCAAAGGACGCUCCGAGAAUUGAGGGAACUGUUGAAAUCAACAAUGAAGUUCCAAUUCCGGACAACAUCACCACCCGCUGGGUUGCUGUGAGCUCAGCUACCGCGAAGAGGGCCAUUUAUGGUGCCCACCCUGUUAAAGGCCUGUAUUGGACGAAGAAGGAUGUUGACCCUUCUGUCGUCUUCAUGGCAACCCAUUACACGGCCGACUUCUCCGAACACUAUUUCGCAAUCCCAAUGGCCCUGCGCGGCUAUGGUUUCCUCGGCUGGAACACUAGGUUCAGCUCGGCCGAGGAUAAAUUCGUCCUUAGUGACGCCUUGGAUGACAUGGCAGCUGGGACAGCAUGGCUCGAGAAGAACACCAACGUCAAGAAAAUCAUCUUCAUCGGCAACUCUGGCGGCGGGUCGUUGAUGGCUGCCUUCGCAGCCAAGGUGGAGUCAGACAAAAGCUUCGCCGUCCGCGGCCCUGAUGGUUUCGUCAUCCUCAAUUCUCAUCCAGGCCGCGCAGAUGUAAUGACAACUUGGCUUGACCCGUCCGUGGUGGACGACAAUGACCCGACGAACACGGAUCCUUCUCUGGACAUGUACAAUCCUGUCAAUGGGCCUCCCUACUCGCCAGAGUUCCAGGCCCGUUACAGAGCGGCCCAAAUACAGCGCAACCACCGCAUCACGCGUUGGGCCAAGGACGAGCUGAAGCGCCUCAAUCAGGCCGGCACACCAGACAGGAUUUUCAAUCUCUUCCGCAACUUUGCCGACUUGAGAUUCUUGGAUGGGAACAUCGACCCCUCCGAGCGUGAGAUAGGAAAAUGCUUUUAUGGCGACCCCAAGAACGCCAACCGCGGUGUUCCACUGAUCGCGCGUUCGUCAACCAUUCGCACCUGGCUGGAAAUGUGGAGUCUGGAGGACUCUCCGAGCAGAUUUGUCAAGACCGCCCCAAACUUCAAGAUUCCAGUUCUUGUCCUCCAGACUACGGGCGAUAUUAGCGUCUUCCCGUCUGAUGCCCGAAAGCUGCACGAGCUAGUGGCGUCCAAGGAUAAGGAGCUGCAAUUCAUCCCUGGCGCCCACUUCUUUGAAGAGAGCCAAGAGGAGCUUGAUGGAGGUGCUGACGCGAUUCAAACCUGGACUGACAAGAGGUUCCAUUGAGGCAGCAAGUUAGCUUAGUCUUUGCAGCAUAAAACUCCGUAUCCCUAAGUAAAAGUCAAUACAAUACUGC